AUAGAAUUGCUAAACCUUUUCAAAUUUUAUUAAUUUUUUCUCUCUCUUUUGAUAUCUUAAACACAUCUGCUGUAUAGCCUAAGGUUAUCAUAUAGAGGAAAGGAUGAAUAAUAUUCUCAAUUUUCCUUUUCCUUUUCUAAAGAACUUCAUAUUGGUUUUCCAUAUGAAUGGGUAGAAAAGGAGAAAAACUGGGCAAAGAUGAAUACAGCAUCAAUAGUUGUAGAUGCAUCAAGGUACAUCGAGGAGCUGAAGGAAAGGGUUGAAAGACUAGAUCAAGAUGUUGUAACUUUACAAAAUUCAAAUGAAGAAAACUCCUUAACAGCUCAGGUUAAAGUUGAAUCGCUGGAGAAGGGCUUCUUAAUUAAUGUGUUUUCAGAAAAGAACUGCCCCGGAUUGCUUGUCUCCAUACUUGAAGCAUUUGAGGAACUCGGCCUUGAAGUGCUUGAUGCUAGGGUUUCUUGUUCUGAUAAUUUUCGUCUUGAAGCUGUUAGUGAGGCCGAUAGCAUAGAUGCCCAGGUUGUUAAACAAGCAGUAUUGCAAGCUAUUAGGAAUUGGAGUGUCAACAAUGAGCAAGACUAAUAUGUCUUCAACGGUUUAUUAAUUAUUUUCUAAUGAUGUAAAGUAUUUGUGUAAUUGAAAUUAUUAUUGUUAUGAUUGUAAGAAUCAAAGGACUAGAACUUGGGGUGGUAAUUUU
Olea europaea var. sylvestris is the source of this 694-nucleotide messenger RNA. RefSeq names its product transcription factor bHLH61-like. The transcript is spliced from 4 exons. Gene Ontology annotation, cellular component: nucleus. Gene Ontology annotation, molecular function: sequence-specific DNA binding; protein dimerization activity; DNA-binding transcription factor activity. Bases 199 to 579 code for a protein of 126 amino acids. Lineage: Eukaryota; Viridiplantae; Streptophyta; Magnoliopsida; Lamiales; Oleaceae. The record is from RefSeq and is a predicted model, not a curated record. Gene Ontology annotation, biological process: regulation of DNA-templated transcription.